AUGUCGUUAUUUAAUCCAGAAGACCCGUUUGAAAUUGACUUGAUUUCAAUUACCGAGCGAGCUGCUGUUUUCAACGUUGAAAUAAAGAGAAUUAACGCCAAAAUGGACAACGCGAUAAUGUCUUAUAAAGAUUUCGUAACUUACAUCGAAGCAAUUCUGGCCAUAUCCAACUCCACCUCUGAUUAUUGGAAAUUAAACGUAGUAAACGAUAAUAAAUUUUUAACAAAAAAACAAAGCGUCCUAUUGGAAAAUCCCGAAGAUAUCAACGAGCGAUUAAUCGCCACUUUCGAAUACCACGUCGUUUACAACAUAAGCUAUGCGGUACCAGUUUUGUGCUUCGACGUUUGGAACCAAAACGGCUCGAGAAUCUCGCUCGAAGAUUAUUGGAAAUACAACAAACACCUGCGAGAUUUCAACAUGCACGACACCCUCACGCAAACCGACCAUCCUGCUCUAAACCGACCGAUCUUCGCCUUCCACCCCUGCAAAACCCACGAGAUAUUGAAAGGAUUCGCGAGGACCAGCAAAAAUCCGAUAGUUUCUUGGCUGAGCGUCGUCCGGCAUUUCGUGCAUUUGGAACUGUUAGAAACUUAUAUAAAAAACUGUUGA
Messenger RNA from Phyllotreta striolata, 609 nucleotides. The record is from the annotation of a GenBank genome assembly. NCBI's taxonomy places the organism in Eukaryota, Metazoa, Arthropoda, Insecta, Coleoptera, Chrysomelidae.